This is a messenger RNA of Phanerochaete carnosa HHB-10118-sp, 528 nucleotides long. RefSeq lists its product as uncharacterized. Bases 1 to 528 code for a protein of 175 amino acids. The record is from RefSeq and is a predicted model, not a curated record. Lineage: Eukaryota; Fungi; Basidiomycota; Agaricomycetes; Polyporales; Phanerochaetaceae. The transcript is spliced from 3 exons.
AUGCGGCAGGACCAGAAAUACAACAGGCCAAGUGAAUACCACACAUUCGUGGACUACCCUAUGGUAGCGCCAGGAAUCAUUGUACCGCAGGCGGCCGACAACCGGCUCAGUCGUGCAGAAUCUCUAACCAACGUGCAGUUCGUUGUCAAGGGUCUUCCCACGCCCGGGCUCCGCCUCGGCCCCUCCGCAGUGCUACCACCACAGCUGGCAAAUUUGCAGGAUGAUGGGCCAAUACGACUGCUCUAUGGAACGAGCGAGCUUAUCAUCAGAAUAAUGUGGCCAGGAUACCCAAGCUGGGAUAAGCGAAUCACAGCGGGGAAUAGCAACGCCCAGGUACCUCUAGCCAAGUUCGCAGCCCUGGUCGCUGGUACGAUUCAGCAGUUUCUGGAGGACAUGUCAAAUAAGCCGUCGAACGAGGCCCGUAGUGAUUGGUGGAUCUCUCAGAUCGGUAUCGAGUCCCUGGUAUUGCUGGAAGUUCGGAGGACUGGUCCUGGCACCUGGCAGCCUAUGCUUUGUCGUAUAGUGUAG